Messenger RNA from Dracunculus medinensis (Guinea worm), 213 nucleotides. The record is from the annotation of a GenBank genome assembly. Lineage: Eukaryota; Metazoa; Nematoda; Chromadorea; Rhabditida; Dracunculidae.
AUGUGGUUUGAACAAAUUUACUCGGGUAUAAUAACAAUUGCGUUUGUUGCUGGAGCGUGUUAUAUAUCGUGUCCAUUCAAUUUAUUGGAUGUUGGACGAAAAUAUAGAAGGGAUUAUGGAACAACUGGAAGGAUUGCAAUGAGUAAGCGUGAUCAUCGUUUAACUGGCAAUCAGUAUGUUAUUUCUGGACUUGAUUCAAUUCCCGAUAUGUAG